AGUAAAUUAUAAUCGGAGCCGGUAGCCGGUAGCUUCUUUAAAUUAUGUGUUAAAAAUAUAAUGUAUUGAUGUUACUUACCUUCGCAUUCUAAUAAAAAUCGCAUUCGCGUUCAGAAAAUGGAGUACCAUUUUAACGAUCUGUGUAUGCCAGCCGAUCAUCUUUUAACAGAUGCAUACACAGCAGAAUACACUCCUCAGUACAUCAUGCCGUCACAGGAAGGGGAGUAUGAAGUGCGGAGCACUAUACUGGUGGAUGGUGGAGACAGGUUUGGUGUCUCUGCAGUGCAGUUUGACAAGUUUGAAGAGCUCAUCUGGAUGGGUAAUCAAGGGGGCCAUGUGACAUCAUACUACGGCCCAGCUAUGCAGAAAUACACAUCCUUCCAAGUCCAUGAGUCGGAGGAAGUGAGGGACAUACUAACCAUGGAAAAUGGUAUUUAUGCGCUGACGAAAACGUCACUGCGCCAUCAGAUACGGAGAGGCAUUCCGAAACAUACUCACAGAUCGCGCAACAUGACGGACAUGCAGUGCCUGUACCAAGUGAAUUCUACCAAGCUAAUGAUGGGUGGACAUCAGGACAAGUUGAUAGAUCUGGACCUUACUAAACUGGUGGAAACUGUUAUUCCGAUCCCGGAAGAAGGCUGCGCCGUCCUCCGCGGCGGCGGGAGCUCCCUAGUCGCCUGCGGCAGCGCCAACGGCUCCGUGAGCCUCCGCGACCUGCGGAGCCCUACGACAGCGCAGCACACGUUCCGGGCGCACUCCGCCUGCCUCUCCGACCUGGACAUGCAGGGCGACCUGCUCAUCACGUGCGGGUUCCAGUCAGUGAACGGCGUAGCAGUGGCGGAGCCCUACGUGGUAGUGUGGGACGUGCGCCGCCUGCGCGCCGGCUCGGCCACGGCGGCGGCGGCGGCGUGGUCGCGCGCGCCGGCCGCGCCGCCGCUGCUGCUGCACUACCUGCCUGCCUUCUCCGGCCGCGCCGUGGCCCUGUCCGGGGACGGACACGUCACGCUGCUGCAUGUCAACGCUAGUGAUGACAACCACUCCGUCUUCCAAGUGGACACCCAAUCCUCCCUUUGCACUGUGAUGGACGUGUCAGCAACAAGCCAAGCUCUUGUCUUUGGUGACCAAGCUGGACAUUUGCAUCUGUUUUCACCCCAGCACAAUCAUGAACCUGUAUUCAACAAUUUCUCCAGAGCCACGGAAUUCGCCAACGCCCCUCCGAACCUUCCUUUCGCGGGUCCAACAGACACCAGUUUCCAGUUCUCGUCCGUGCCCCUCCCCCCCCUGGCCGCCGGUCCGAGAUGGUUCAACGAGCUACCCCCAGCCUUCUUUAGGAAGGGAUACAGGAAACCCAAGCCGAUAGACUCGGAGGUUCUAAACACCAUGAAAAUGCAGGGUCCGAUCGGCUACGCUCCUAACCCAAGGACUUUCAAAAGAAAUCAGAUGCCCUACAUAGAAGACACUCUAGAAGACCUGUUCACUGCCAAAGUGACAGAAAACAAAUUCACUAACCAACCCGUGCCCAAGCACUAUCAAAAGACUGACGGUCGUUACAAGCAAGAUAGUGAAACGAGCAAACCCAGUCUCCCUGGAUUGGAGGCCAUUUUACCCAAUUCGUACUGCAACUGUAUGCUUCAGGUUUUGUACUACACCCCGGCUGUGAAGGCAACGCUGCUGGCGCAUACUUGCGCUAAGGAGUUCUGUCUCAGCUGCGAGUUAGGCUUCCUGUUUCGAAUGCUCGACUCAUCUGGCGGGGCAGCGUGUCAAGCCGCGAACUUCCUGCGCGCCUUCCGGACCGUCCCCGAGGCCGCCGCCUUAGGCCUCGUCCUCCCCGACCGGCAGGAUUCGCAGGAUCUCCAGGCCUUGAUACAGAGCUGGAACCGUUUUAUACUCCACCAAAUGCACUACGAAAUCCUAGAAACACGAAAUAAAGAAAAGGAGAUGGCCCUACUCGCGAACAAUUCUCCCCCCAAAACUAGGGGUAACGUGCCAGCUCCCAUCGUAGCACCCGCCACACAAGUGAACGGCUAUCCGGAAGAAUACCAGUACGCAGAGCUGGAAUUCCUAGGACCCAGCACAGAGUUCGAAGACGGCGAGCCGAAAGAAGACGGUUGGCAUAAUUUGAGUCAGGAAGAAGCCUUAUUUGGACCUGUGGAAUACUCAGUAUCUCCAGACUCUCAACUCAACAAGGUAAACGACGAGCUACCGAACCAACAAGUGGACAGAGAAGAGUCGGAUAUAUCUCAGCUCUUCGCUAUCGGCCGACACCAGCUCAACCGGUGCUUGAAGUGCAAUAAAGAGGAGGAACGUUCAUCCGUGGUCCUAGCCUGUGCUCUCCAAUACCCGAUGGGCUCCAACUCGGCGCGGGGCUUCGCGGAGCUAGUGCGAGCCUCCCUCGCCCCGCGCCGCGCCACGCCCGCCUGGUGCGAGCAGUGCGCGCGGUUCACGCCCACGCAGCAACAGGGCAGAGUCAUACGGUUACCGCCGAUACUUGCUAUAAACUGUGGUGGUGUCACUGCUCACGAGAAAGCCUACUGGGCCAAAGGCACACCAAAAGAAACGUCGGACUCAACGAAACGCGGUAGCAGCGGCAAGCCGUGCCGCUACGGCAUGCACUGCGCGAGGCCGGGCUGCCGGUUCAAACACCCGGACAGACCGAGUCCGUCCCAAGGUUCUUCCAAGAGUCCCGACUCUCACUGCGUGUUGCCGCACCAGCUGCUGGUCAGGUUGCAGUCGGACGGCGACGUCAUUAUCAAUGAUAAGAACGACGCAUCGAACGACAACCGUGAUAAACACAAGAAGAAGCAAGUGACUACCGUUUCGGAAGAAGAAUACAAUCUCUCCGCUGCCGUUAUAUGUGUCGAGGAUAAUCCGAAGAACUUGGUCGCUUACGUGCAGAUAGGGGAGGAUUGGCAAAUGUUCAACGACGUUAGCAUAACCCCAGUGUCAGCGUCCGAAGUGGUCCAAUUCAGUGCGUGGUGGAAAACGCCCUGCGUGCUCUUCUACUCGUCGGCGAGCCUCAAGCAGGAGGAGUCAUAGCCGGCCGAGUAUGGACCUUAUAGCGACGAGGCUAUAGGUCCAUACAACAUGAAUGAAAUGUUGUACCGAGUCAGCGCCGAAGGACAUUACAGUAUGUACAGCGAGUCGUAGGAUAUUGAAUCCUAAAGCAACGUGGUAAGGAAGGAGCAAAUUUGAACAAAAUCAAGUGAAACAUUUAAAUCAUAAAGAAAUCUUAUAAGGCCGGAUCUACACUUGUAAGUUUUACUCACGUAAGUAAAGUGUCACUAACUCUAAUUUUAUUUUUAGGUGUAAACGCAGUCGUAAGUUACUUACAUAAAUUUUACGUUAGAAACUUACAAGUCUAAAUCCGGCCUAAGUCGAAAUUAUUUUAGUACGAAAAGCGAAACAUUUGUUUAUUUUUUUAAAUAUUGAAGAUGUAGACGUAUUAAAUUUGUGCCAGAGUUUGAGGUUCUAAAAUAUUUUCCCAUUUUUGUCGUUCUCAACUCUUACAAUAAUAGUAAAAAAUCGAAUAAAGUCAAACAAAGGGGCAUAGGGGGCAGAACCUGCUUAGAAGCGUGAAUUAUCUUCGCUUUCGACCACCUUUCGACUCAGGUCCCGUAGACAACAUGCCAAUCGCUGUCGCUCCGUAGGAAACGAAACGCAACUGUCACCAGUGAUAUGGAAGAGUGAUAGACACAAAGCGAUUCGAUAGCAAAGCGCAAGCGAUUGUCACCUUGGCUAGGCCACCAGGUCUCGAGAUGGCAGACCGUCCAACACGCACUGUCUCUAAUCUAGGCUAAGUUUGAGAUAAGUUUAAGACUGUAGAUAUUAUUAAUGUGUAUGUAAAGCCUGACCAGUAAUAUAUGAUCAUUGUCAAGAGGGCGCUGUUAUUUUCAUGUAUAGGGUGACAGUUCAGUAUAGUAUGAAAAUAUUAGUUCCAGUAAAAUUCCGCAACAUGGCGCGUGAUCAUAUAUUCCUGGUCAGGCUUUAGGUACGUCUUACCUGAACCAAAGAGUUAUUGAUUGUAGAAGGUAAAGUCAAGGUUUUGUGCUAUAACCACAACUAUGAUACUGACAGCGCUUCACGGCUCCUAACAAUAUGCAAUAAAGCUUAGAGGGUAUAACCAAACGGAGUAGCCAUUAACAGGCAUUCCCCUCUGUCGAAACUCCAUGACCAAUGGUCAUACACAUUGUAUGGACUGACGUUUAUUGCUACAUGGCUAUUUUUACGUUACGUAUACAUUUGACGUUCCCCUUCCCUGCAAAAAUUGGCACACUGUUUUGAACAGAAAAUUUCAGACAAGGCGUCUCCAUUUGGUUAUAUCCUCCAAGCAAUAAAGCGAUAACGAAACGUAUCGCCGUUCAGCCACAGCCAGCGGACACGCUAUACAUCAAUAAUCACUCGCGUUUCUAUGUGUGAACGGCACGUCCGUACACGCGUCAUGCGUCAUAGUGUGAGUAAGUUGCUUAAAAACAGUACUGAGAGCACGCCAGAAGUCCGCUAGGGGCGGGGCGGGUGCGUGGCCGUUCUGUAUGAUAAUACUAUUACUUAUUCUGUGGUUCAGCUGUCAAAAAGGAGAUUUUUUUUUCUAAACUUUAGAUCUACUACUAUCAAACUCUUUGCUAUUACUAUUGCCUACCGACUGAUCAUCAUGACUGAGUCAUUUCAUCUUAUUUAUGUUCUAAUAU
Cydia strobilella is the source of this 4685-nucleotide messenger RNA. It is a transcript of the gene PAN2, whose product is annotated as PAN2-PAN3 deadenylation complex catalytic subunit PAN2. Gene Ontology annotation, cellular component: PAN complex; P-body. Gene Ontology annotation, molecular function: poly(A)-specific ribonuclease activity; protein binding. Lineage: Eukaryota; Metazoa; Arthropoda; Insecta; Lepidoptera; Tortricidae. The transcript is spliced from 24 exons. The record is from RefSeq and is a predicted model, not a curated record. Gene Ontology annotation, biological process: nuclear-transcribed mRNA poly(A) tail shortening. The coding region runs from base 118 to 3036 and encodes 972 amino acids.